Messenger RNA from Schistosoma intercalatum, 375 nucleotides. NCBI's taxonomy places the organism in Eukaryota, Metazoa, Platyhelminthes, Trematoda, Strigeidida, Schistosomatidae. The record is from the annotation of a GenBank genome assembly.
AUUAAAGAACACUUUGCUUGACAAGGAAGAUGAAACUUUUUAGCUCGAUUUUUGUUAUCCUUCUGGUAUUUUCAUUGCGAGCAAAUUAUAACGUUGAUGCUUGUAAAGCAAUUGGUGAAACAUGUGCAAAAACUAUUUUUGACAGAUGUUGCGAUGGUACUGUAUGUAAACUAAGUGCACCAUUUUAUGGAGAAUGUGUGGAAUGUUUAACUUCAGGAAAUAGAUGUUGGAAACAUUCAGAAUGUUGUUCAGGGUAUUGUAAUUGGUUUACAUGUGGGGAUUUAUAAACAUUAUUGUUUGAUCAAUCAAUAUUUGGGAAGCGAUCGGUUAUUCUGAAAACUUUUUUUAAAGAAUAUAAUUUGUAAUGCAUUAUAA